CUGUCUCUCUCGCUCCCUGGAGGAGAAGAUGUGCUCCGCCUCCCAGCCCGAGCCAAUAACUGUGGAGUGCCCACCCGAGGUGCCCGACGCGGACCCGGAAGAGGAGUACGAGCGGCUGCCAGUCUACGUGGAGCGGCUCGGCAUCCUUGAUGAGGCGGAGGCUGAAGCUGAGGCCGCCGACGGCUGGAUCAAGUUUGAGGAGGAGACGGCAGCCACCGCUCCGGUGGUGACAGACAGCGGGGGCGGCGACGUUGAAUUUGGCAACUUUGAGGGCGGCUUUGGCGGCAGCGACAGCUUUGGCGCCGCGCCUUCCCCUCGGCUCGCCGCUUCGGACGUGGAGCUGAUCAAGAGCGCGAUGGCGGCGCUCGACAUUCAGCCUCCGCCGUGGAUCCGGAAGAUGCAGCACCUUCAGGCGGUGCAGCGAGCGCAGACCGCCGUCGCGGCUGCCUGCGGCGAGGAGGCGCCUCCAGAGACGCCUUUGGGCGCGCGUCGGAGGCGCCGCGUCGGAAGUCCACUUCGCGCACCGAGCGCACGAGCUGCUGCCGCACGCAAACCUCUCGCGCGGCACGCUCGCCGCCGCCUCCCCCUUCGCCGCCGCAUCCGCCGCCGCCGGAAGCUCCGCCGCCGAAUGCGCGGGACUGGCCGCCAGCGGGCCUGCGGCCAACCUCGCAGGCCUGCCCGCACGGCGGAAAAAGGCACGGCUCCUCCUCCUCCUCCUCCUCCUCCCGGGCGUGACGGGCAGGGAGCUGGCGGCGGAGCGGAGGAGGGAGCGGGAGGUGCGGCGGGCGGCGGCGGCCGCCGCCGCCAGGUAGGACAUUUUUCGCGAGUGUCGUCCUCGCGAGGAUCCUGCCAUGUGGACUUGUGCGCGGGAGACGCACAGUCGGAGUCGAGCAGACAGCUAUAUGUGUCAAGGUGUGUACCCCGCGUCUGGUCUCGUGCCAAUGGAGCACCGGCGAGACGUCUGCCGACGAGCGAGACGCGCUGGCACGUAAUUUGCUUUUUCUCGAGGAUUGUAGUUUGUGUACAUGUCCGCUGUGCCCCGACGCGUCUCAUGUGCUACUGAACGUUGUGUGCUUGUGUC
Molecule: messenger RNA, 1081 nt
Organism: Emiliania huxleyi CCMP1516
Lineage: Eukaryota; Haptophyta; Isochrysidales; Noelaerhabdaceae
Exons: 4
Coding region: 29-1063 (344 amino acids)
Source: RefSeq, a predicted model, not a curated record